Messenger RNA from Megachile rotundata (alfalfa leafcutting bee), 2842 nucleotides. Its product is annotated as glucose dehydrogenase [FAD, quinone]. Lineage: Eukaryota; Metazoa; Arthropoda; Insecta; Hymenoptera; Megachilidae. The record is from RefSeq and is a predicted model, not a curated record. Gene Ontology annotation, molecular function: oxidoreductase activity, acting on CH-OH group of donors; flavin adenine dinucleotide binding.
AACAGAAAUUUACCAAAUUGAUUCUCAAUUAAUAAACAAGAUUUUCGUCCCAAAAAUUGAAGAAGGAUUAAAAGAACAAAAAUGGCAAUAGCAACAGUGACUACAUUGGCAAUAAAGAGCGCCACUAUUCUGCUCGGUAAAUUAGCGAUUAUUCCAGUUCUGAUAGCAGCACUUGCCUACUUCAAUUACGACCUGAUGGAUCCUGAGAAUCAACCGAAGGUGACGAAGCAAUUAAGGAAAGAGUAUGAUUUCGUGGUUGUGGGUGGAGGAUCGGCUGGGAGUGUGGUGGUAAAUAGACUGACAGAAAAUCCAGACUGGAGCGUGUUGUUGUUGGAAGCUGGAGGACACGAGACAGAAAUAACCGAUGUUCCGAUUUUAUCGAUCUAUUUGCAUAAGAGCAAAUUAGAUUGGAAAUACAGAACGCAGCCUCAGGAUUCGGCUUGUCAGGCUAUGACGGAUCGAAGAUGUUGCUGGACUAGGGGAAAGGUUCUUGGAGGAUCCAGCGUCCUGAAUACAAUGCUAUACAUCCGUGGAAAUCGUCGAGAUUUUGACCAAUGGGAGAGUUUUGGAAACCCAGGUUGGGGUUAUAAGGAUGUCCUUCCUUAUUUCAUUAAGUCUGAGGACCAAAGAAACCCGUAUCUUGCUCACAACAAAUAUCAUGGCGUCGGUGGCUACCUAACGGUCCAGGACUCCCCAUACAACACUCCCCUGGGCGUAGCCUUCCUGCAAGCCGGCGAAGAAAUGGGAUACGACAUUCUCGACGUGAACGGCGAGCAGCAAACAGGUUUCGGUUUCUUCCAGUACACCAUGCGAAGAGGAACCCGAUGCAGCGCAGCGAAAGCGUUCAUCAGACCCAUCCAGUUGCGACCAAACUUUCAUUUGUCCCUCUGGAGCCACGUCACCAGAGUCCUGAUAGACCCCCGAACCCGCAGAGCGUACGGUGUUGAAUUCAUCAGAGAGGGUCGCAAGGAAGUGGUCUACGCCCGCAAAGAGGUGAUCCUCUCCGCAGGUGCCAUAAAUUCUCCUCAGCUCCUGAUGCUCUCAGGUAUCGGACCCAGGGAGCACCUGCAAGAAGUAGGCAUCCCUGUGAUCCAGGACCUGCCGGGUGUCGGGCAGAACCUACAAGACCACAUAGCGGUUGGAGGUCUGGUUUUCUUGAUAGACUACGAGGUCAGCACGGUGAUGCACCGUCUGGUGAACCUAAACUCCGCCUUGCGUUACGCCAUCACUGAAGACGGUCCCUUAACGUCGAACAUCGGUCUGGAGGCUGUUGGGUUCAUCUCCACGAAGUACGCGAACCAGUCCGACGACUGGCCGGACAUAGAGUUCAUGUUGACUUCAUCUUCCACCAGCUCCGACGGAGGCACCCAGGUGAAGAGCGCGCAUGGACUGGCUGACGAUUUUUACAACAACGUGUUCGGUAAAAUAGGCAGUCGUGAUCUGUUCGGAGUGUUCCCCAUGAUGCUCAGACCCAAGUCCCGCGGCUUCAUCAAACUGAAGUCCAAGAAUCCUCUGGACUACCCGCUGAUGUUCCACAACUAUCUGACCCAUCCCGACGAUGUGAACGUGCUGAGGGAGGGGGUCAAGGCGGCCAUCGCUUUUGGCGAAACCAGCAGCAUGAAGCGGUUCGGUGCCAGGUUCCACAGCAAGCCUCUCCCCAACUGCAAGCACUUGCCCAUGUUCACCGACGAGUACUGGAACUGCGCCAUCAGGCAGUACACCAUGACGAUUUAUCACAUGAGCUGCACGGCGAAGAUGGGGCCUCCGAGCGACCCCAUGGCUGUGGUGGACCCCGAGCUCAGGGUGUACGGGGUUGCGGGGUUGAGGGUCAUCGAUGCGUCGAUCAUGCCGACGAUCACUAAUGGUAAUAUUAACGCGCCGGUGAUUAUGAUCGGGGAGAAGGCCUCGGAUCUGAUCAAGAAGCAGUGGCUGUCCAGACGGAAGAGGGACAAUGUGACCACAUCUUGAUGUAGAAUUCUGGGAUGAUGUAUACGCUUGUAUCGUAAGCUGAAUGUUACGGGUUAUAAAGGAACGUUAUAUAAUCAGAUAUGUGGCAAUCGAUGAACAUUCCGGGACAUUGAACUCGGUGAAAAUGGGAUAUGAAAGUUCUGCCGAAAGCUUGUGUUACAUUUAGGUCGAUACUUUAAGGUACUUUCAAAUGAUGAGGAAAAGAGAAAAUUAAGAGUGCAAACCCGUUUCUCUUAAAAUCCGGUGGUUACUGCACAAUCGGUACGCACGAUUGCAACACACUUGAUCGUCCACUUUGAUUGUGACCUAUAUUCCGCUCACCGAGAAAAUUUCAAGAAAAUUAGCUCAACGUUCUGAUCCUCUAAACACGAUUUGCCGGUUUCUGAUAACCGGAAAGAUAUGCAACUUUACUGACCACAGAUCGUUGAAUGUGACGAAAUAAUUUAUUUGUGCAAUUCUGUGAGAUUUGUUGAUUUUUAGUCUUAGGAAGAUUGUAAAGCAACAAUCAUGACAAAUAUGAAUUUAAGGAGCUAGUGAGGAUGUUAUAUAAUAUUUAUUGAAAUGGAAAUUUUUAUUUUUGAUAAAUGUUUUGAGAUUGUGUAAAUUUGUAUGACUUAGGGAAAAUAUUUCUCUCAUAGAUAGAAAGUUCUGUUUUUAAAUAGACAUUAGUUGCAACAUAUUAACACCUCGGUGCCAUGUUAAGUAGAUAUACAAAUAGAAAAUGUAAGAAUUCAUUAGGUGUUGUAAUGAAACACAUUUUUUAUUACCAUCGCAGUUUGGCAAAGAUUGAGAUUAUAAGAAGAGAUAAGUAUUUUAAAAAUAAUAUAACGAAUUUGGAUUUUAGUGAGACAUUAAACGUGUUAAUAUUAAAAAA